Molecule: messenger RNA, 1251 nt
Organism: Anthostomella pinea
Lineage: Eukaryota; Fungi; Ascomycota; Sordariomycetes; Xylariales; Xylariaceae
Source: the annotation of a GenBank genome assembly
AUGUCGAGCACUGCAUCGGCGUUCGCCCGAUUGAAACCCCACUCCCUCAGCUCCCGUACGGUCUUUGUCAAGUGUAUCCCAGCUCCAGUAAGCUUCUCCGAACGGAGGGCCGUCUACACAGCCCUCCAAAAGGUCUCGUUUGAGACCAUCGAGACCUUUAAGAAGCUCGAGGACAACUCCUGCUUCAUCGCCGUUACCACCAAGCCGGGCACUGCUGCAGCCCUCGUUAACGAUUCGCCUUUGACCCGCACCAUCAUUUCGCACCAGCAAGAUGCAGAUGCCGCUGCAUCACCUGGCCGUGCUUCCUGGGGCUCCGAGUUCGAUCUACGAGGCUCCAUAACCGAACCAGUCAGCCCGCUCCCAGCAAACAAAGCGACCCAAGCGACGGCAGCCUCGGCUGAUUUGGGACUGUCACAUAAGACUUUUACACUACGCAUAUUCCCCGCGAAUACGUCCUACAACCACGUCGAAGAAGUCAAAAAGUCUCCUCUCCACGGACCAUGGCCAGACAACGAUGUCAGUGAGACAUUCGUGUCCGCCGCCCUCAACAGGAUCAUACCGGCUGGCGCGAUGGCCCCCGCCCUGCGAGAUUGGCAGACUGCGAACCAGCUGACGCGCGAGUCUACGAGCUUUGCUGGGGAAGGCCGCGAAGGGGCCGCUCACGCCUUGAUGGGGAAAAAGCGACUCUCGGAACGCGAGCACUUCCUUCUGGAACGCAUUCGACGCAGACAACAAGCGGAGGGAAUACCCACUGUCAUGAAGAGCUUGGCUCUCUUUGCAGAUUUGAGCGCCGCCAGAUCUAGGCCUUCCAAGACGUCACGAGAAUCACCACAGCACUACAUGGCACCCGAAGAGUCAGUCGAGAGACCCGUGGAGUUGCCGUCGAAUGAGGUCAGUUCAGCACAGCAUGGAACCCUGCUCGACGACGAUGCAUUCAAGGAGCUUCUCAUGAAAGCUGAGGAAAAUUCACAUCACGACGGGACUCAGCCACAACUUUCGCGUCACAACACAGUGUCUAACGGAUCGCAUACUACACUUGAUUCCCAAACCCCUACUUCGGGCGGCCUGGCAAAAGAAGAACCUCUGCUUGACAACGCUGAGUCCAAGAAGCUACUUAAAGAGGACGAAGAAACGGCACCACAAUUACCUAAAGAGUCCAAGAACUCGUUCUCCGACCAGGCGAAUUCUGCAAAACGCGGACCUUUGUUGGACGGAGCCGCGUUUAAUAAGCUUCUCGAGCAAGAAGACUGA